Messenger RNA from Phalacrocorax carbo (great cormorant), 3085 nucleotides. The record is from RefSeq and is a predicted model, not a curated record. Lineage: Eukaryota; Metazoa; Chordata; Aves; Suliformes; Phalacrocoracidae.
CCGACACGAAGGAGGAGUUAUCUGCAGCGCAGAAGAAACCGAAAGUGCAGGCAGCGCAGGCAGCGCAGGCAAGCGGGGGGGAUCCCGGCCCUGCCCGUCCCGCCAUGGCUGGCUCCGGCACCAGCACCAGGCUCCUGGGAGAUGACUUCCAGUUCAUUCUUUGUGAGGGCUGCCAGCAGGAAUCAACCAAACUCAAGCUCCUCACCUGCCUCCACACCUUCUGCCUUGAUUGCUUGAGCAAGAACAAGGCUGCUGGGCAGUGCCCCGUGUGCCAGACAGCUAUCCCACAGGCCAGUGGCAUCCCCAACACAGACAACCUGCUGUUCACCAGCCUGCAAGCCAGACUCAAGGUCUACAAGAAGAUCGCUGAUGGAGUUGACCUGCUCUGCAACAACUGCAAGAAAGCUGGUGAGUUCUGGUGCUCUGAGUGCGAGGAGUUCAUCUGCACCAAGUGCUUUGAGGUCCACCAGCGCUACCUGAAAAGGGAGAGCCAUGAAGCCAAGAGGCUGCUGGACAUCAGGGCAUCGUCUGCUAAGGAAUUCCUUGAAGGCACCAGGAAGACCAGUAACUUGUCCUGCUCCAACCCAAUGCACAAGGGCCAGACUGUAAGCAUCUACUGCAACAAGUGUGAGAAGGCACUGUGCUGCUCAUGCGCGCUGCUGGACAGUCAGCAUACCCCCUUCUGCGACAUCCACAGCGAGACCCAGCGCAGGCAGGAGGAACUGGGCACCAUAAGCCAGGAGCUGAAGCAGAAGCGAAGCAACUUUGAGGCCACCUGUGCUGCAUUGCAGGAUGAGGCCACCCGGCUGGAGCAGGCACAGCGGGAGACGCGGGAGCUGAUCCAGCAGCGCGUGGAGCAGCUGGUGCAGCUGAUCCGGCAGGAGGAAGAGGAGCUGCUGGGGCUGGUGGAGGCACGGCAGGAGCAGGGCCAGCGGGACCUGGCAAGGAAGCUGCAGCACGUGGAAGGGGUGCUGCGGCGGAUGGAGGCAGGCGAGCGGCUGGUGGAGAAGAUGAGCCUCUACGCCACAGAGCAGGAGGUGAUGGACAUGCAGCCCUUCAUCAGGGACUCACUGAAGGAACUGCAGUGGCUGCAGCCACCGGUGGCCAGGGACCGAGCACAGCCUGGGGACUUUGCUGAAUGCAGAGCCAGGCUGCAGGCACUGGUGGAGCGCGUGACCAGGCACCCAGAAGCCACUCCAGCUCCAGCCAUGGAAAUACCCCACCAGGUCUCCACCUCGGUAAAGAGGAAGAAAGUCCAAAAUGCGAAUGUCCAGACAUUGCAGGUGAAGAUGAUAAAGGUUGAAGACGACAAUGACGGGUGGAACCAGAUGGUGCUACAGCAGCCAAGCUGCUCAGACCAGCCUAGGACCAGCUGUUCAGUGUCCCUCACGUCUUUCACCAAGGAGGACAGCCUGCUGGAAGAUGUGCCAGAUGGCAACGGUGGGCUGCACAACUCAGACAGCGAUAGUCUCUCCUUGGACAGCUAUGAGGAGGACAGCACUGAUGAGGAGUCAAUGGACUCCAGUCUGCUAGAUGACCUCAGCAACAUCCUCGACGAAAGCACCAGCGAAGACUACUUGGGCAUUCCCAUCAGCAGCCAGAACAUAUUGGACACAAGACAAGGAUCCCUGGUCUUCUUUGACGUGAAGAUUUUGAAAAAUGAAAGCAUUCAGAUGACGGUGGUAGAUGGAGAGAAAAUAUUCCCAGUUCUGAUUCAGCCAGUGAAAUAUCUGUCCAACUUGAUGGCUAAGAACAGCAUCUGUGAGCUCGGUCUGAGGAAUCUGCUGUGCUACCUCAACACUGUCCACAGGCCCAUCCUGGGUGGCUUUGGUCUCUGGUCACUGCCCCUUCCCACCCUCUUGAAAGCAUUGACAGUCAUGGACAAGAAAGAGGAGUUCAGCUCUGUGGUGUAUGGUUUCCUGGACAUUCUGCCCCUGAUUAAGGAGGAGAUCCCCAAGAGGGAUAACUACAGGCUGAAGAACUUGGCCAGCACUUACCUCUGGUGGCAAUUCAGUGACUGCAGCACCCUGGAGAAUGCCAACAUCAUGAAGUACCUGUGUGAGGUCCUGGACGUCAACCUGGUGAAGAAACCCAGGCUGAUCCUCAGUCAAGCCAGCCUGGAGUCCUUCAUCUCCCUCCAGCCCUUGCUGGCUGAGAAGCUCCUCACCAAGCAAUCAGCCCAAACAUUGGCUACCCACAACAUCGGCCUCUCUGAGCUGUGGUCCUGCUACCAGCACAACCCUGAGAAGGGGCUCCAGAAAGUACGCUGUCUCAUCAACGCUUGCCGGCACAGCUCCGAAAAGAAAGUCCGAAACCUGAGCAAGGUCCAGGUCUACUUCCAGCACCAGGAGCAGUUGAAGACCCUGGCAGGCAGCAGAAGACCCUGGCAGGCAUCAAUUUCCCAAGAGCCAUAAAAAGCAAGGAAAAUGUUGAAGGAUGCUUAUGCCUCUCCUGGAGCGAAAUCCUGGCUCACAUCAGUAGUUUUGACUUCAACAUUUCCUCCCUGCUCUUGCCUGGGGUGAUGAGUCUGGGUCUCUGGGGUGUGGUAGUCUCUUGGUGUCCUCUCUCAUCUAAACUUGUGCGAAGGUGAAGAGGUAAGGACACCAGCUUGGCUGGAAGAUGUUCUUCUCUGAUCCAACACCCUGCAGCCACACUGUGCCUUUGUUUCCCCGCUGGAUGGAUCAAGCCAACUCUUGGGAGAAAUCUUUCAAACCGUUUCUGAUCUGGGUUUUUUGGGGGGUCAGUGGGAUCCAAAGCCAGCUGGAGAAACAGCAGCUUGGGAAACUGGUUUGGUUUGGAAGGACCAAGGAUGGUGGUCAUUGCUAGGAAGGAGGUUGGGCAGAGCUGCUCUGUUCCUGUGAGCUGCUGUGUGUGAUGCAGCUGUGGGAAGAAAUAAAAAUCCUCCUUCAGUCAGCAGGGGUAUGAACCUCCUAAGUGGGCAAACAGGGGCAUGGUUUUCCUACCUCAUCCCCUGAUUUCCAAACUCAAAGAUAGCCAGGGAAUUGUACCUUCCUUUGUACUUCAUUGCUUUUUGGCUUCUGUGCCUGCCUACAGAUGCAGAAGAAAUAAAUCAUUUUUCUAAUUU